Asterias rubens (European starfish) is the source of this 3014-nucleotide messenger RNA. RefSeq names its product lysosomal amino acid transporter 1 homolog. The record is from RefSeq and is a predicted model, not a curated record. The transcript is spliced from 8 exons. Lineage: Eukaryota; Metazoa; Echinodermata; Asteroidea; Forcipulatida; Asteriidae. Bases 423 to 1466 code for a protein of 347 amino acids.
ACUCUUGUUGAUUGUUCACGUCUAGUCUCUAGCUCUCUCUGCAUGCUCUACACUCUGCACGUCAAGACCGUCCUUCCGGCGGAUUUUGGCGUCCAUUCUGACACAUACAGCAGUGACACAGAAGUUGUCGUUUCGUUAGUUCAAAACUGGAGAACAGACGUUUGGAUGCGUUUGUCGUGGGGACUGGGGAUGUUGUGACAGUGUGUAUUACUGAGGCAGCCAACCAACCAACACUUUUUUUGUUGACAGAAGUGUUAUUUUAAUUUGUUAUAAUUCAAUUUAAUUACGACAUCAGUCAUCACCACCGGUCACCGCAGAGACCAGAGAGGGCGAAAUAAAAUUCGUAUCGUGUUCUGUUGAUUGUCAUCUUACACUACACUUUGGAAGGAUUUCAUCACAGAUUCCUUUUGGAACCCAUCAAUAUGUCACUUGGUCUUGACUUUGAUGACCCUUCAGUGUGGGGACCACACCCUCAUCCACUCCCCGAUCCAGACGUAAACUGUACCAUAUUAGGAGGUGUACCUUGGGUGUGGCAUAUAUUCCAUGAGUGCGUUGUGGAUAAUGUUCAGUAUGCUGGAUUCUUUCUGGGUCUAAUUUCCAUCCUAUGCUGGUUGGUGGUGUUUCUUCCACAAUUCUACGAUGCUUAUAAGACUGGUCAUAUGGACGAAGCUAUUUCACCAGUCUUCCUUCUCUUGUGGUUGCUAGGUGAUGUAUCUAAUCUCACCGGUAGUGUGCUAAGUAAGCAACUUGGUACACAGAUAGCUGUAGCGUAUUACUACAUAGGAAUGGAUUCGCUAGUCAUACUACAGUUUACUUACUACUACAUCAAAAAUAAAAGAAGGCGGCAGCUCACGGAAGGUCUUCAGAGAAGCUAUGAUACAUGUAGUGAAACAAAACCACAAAACAGUCAAGUUAUAUUCGGCAUUGGGAGUCUUCUUAUAAUGGGUGGAACCAGCUGGCUAUCCUUAUCACCAUGGCAACAACAACAACCAACAAUGCAUGAUGGGAGCUGGAGGUCAGGACGAUCACUCCUUGGUGUAGAGACUACUAUAUGUCAAGUACCGUUCUUUGGAACUGGUAAAUGUUUAUUUUAUGAUGACAAGGAAAUUAUUGGCUACUCCUGUGGAUGUAUUUCCGCUGUUUUCUAUUUAGCUUCCAGAAUACCUCAACUUUAUAAGAAUUACAAACGUAAGUCUACUGAAGGUGUAGCCGUCAUGAUGUUCGUUCUGACUGUCUUAGGGAAUGUAUUCUAUGGUCUCUCAAUCAUAAUGGAAAAUACAACUCCCGUCUUCAUCGUACGACAUUUCCCAUGGCUUGUGGGUAGCCUGGGAACACUCUGCUUUGACUGCAUUAUGCUUUUACAGUUCCGUCUGUAUAGAAGGACUGACGUAAUGAGUGAAGACGAAGCAAGAGGACUUCUUACUCCAAAUGUUCGAUCAGAUGAUGAAGGGUUCUACAGAAACUGAAGGGAAAGACGACUUGAAGUUGACACAGCUGAGUUUGUUUUGUUGUUGUGGUUUUUAGAUUUUGUUUUCUUUGACAAAAGAUGAUAGUGUAGCAACAAACUUUAUACUCAAAGUGGAAACACUAGUAACAUCUGUUUGCACAGAUACAUUUGUAGUUUGAAGUCACUGCCAAAACAAAUGUCCCCUGUGCAAGCACUGCAACUUUUGUUUUUUUACUUGUUUUAUUUCUAGGAACCGUCAAAUUUAACAAUUUUACAAUUAUCAAUACAGCGAAAUCAGUCUUGACUUAUAUUUUGUUAUUCUAUUAGCCUCAUACAAAAAUAGUUUUCUUUGUUUUUAGAGGUAGAAUUCAGAUAAGGUUUUAGGUGGUUUCAGUACUUUUAUUGCAUCAUUUUAAAAUGUGUUAAAUAUAUUUUAAAACUGUGCCAAUUUUUAUCAGGUCAAGAUUCAGGUGAAACUUAAUUACAAAAAGUUCAGCAUCUCUUGACAGAAGUUAAGAUUUGAUAUGUGAAGAUUUUUAAUACUUGCCAAUACAGCUCCAUUCUUGCAAAUGGCUUAACUUCUAAUUCUAGAAGAAAUACUCUGCUGCCCAAAACAUCUUCCGAGUAUGUUGCUGUUAUAGAUCCAUUGCAUUUUUUUAAAAACUGUACUCCCAGUACUUUGUACACACCAAUCUUUUACAAUGUUUGAACAGUUUAAGAUUAACCAGUGUGCACUGCCUCGUCAAAGGCAAUUCUAUGUUAUAUAUUUUCAAGUUAGCUUGUUAUGUUAUUUUAAAAUGGGUGACCAAGUAUUUUUUUUCUCCAGUUGUUCAAGGUAAUAUUUUGUUUAUGCAUGUACUGCCCAAUUGUAUGAAGAAUAGCUUGUAUAAACAUUCGUAAAGCAUUAUUAAUUGGUUAUUAAAAAAUUGAGGUGUGUGUAUUUUUAUGUUAUUCACUUACAAUAAUUGUGAUAAAUACAACUGCCAGGAGAUAAUUUUUACAAGAAAUGGUUUAUUUGUCUCCAAAUUAUUUGGUUGUCAACUUUCCUAUCUUAAGGUUAAAGGUAUUACCAUGGUUACUAGCUCCGACUGAUGGGGUCAAAGUCUACAUUCAGGUAUUCAAUCAAUCAAUCAGAGGGAAUUUAUAUAGCGCCAAGGUAUUGGUAUAAACCAAAGAAUUAUUUGAAAGGCUGGGGCUAAGCCAAGCACUCUAUGUAUGAUGUAACAACAUUGCACAGUCCUCAGAAUAGACUAUCACUAACAGCCUACAAAAAAAUGGUUAGGAAUUUGUGGUUACCACAAUACUUAAACUUCUGGGAUAAAAACUCCCUUAUCUGAAUUUAUCAUAGGCUAUUAUCAAAACAAGGCUUCUACACCUGCUUAUGCUUUCGCUGCCUGUUCAAAUCCCAUACCAAAAGCGCACACUUUCAAAUAACUCUUGGAGCCUAAACUGGAGCUCUGUGUGCACAUGAUCUAUAGUGGAUAUUAGAUGUAAACUUCUUUCUCAAAAACCACGUUACUUCAGAGGGAGCCAUUUCUCAGAAUGUUUUAUACUAUCAACAGCUCCC